AUGGACAAUUCCUCACCUAGCCCUUCUUCUUCAGCAGCCACGGGUGAGGCCUCAGGGACCGACGCUGGUGGCCCCCCGUCGACGCGGGCAGUCCACCCGGCCUCGGCGACGACGGCCGCUGUCUUGGCAGCCGGGGGCCACCAGCCGACACCGACGCCUUCUCUGGGCAGCCACCGGGGCCGGCGUUCCGUCCUUGGCAUCGUCCGCGAGGCCGUCCUCACCUUUGGCAAGUUCGUCGGCCCGGGCUUCAUGAUUGCGGUGGCCUACAUAGAUCCCGGCAACUACGCCACCGGCAUCGCCGCCGGCGCCUCGUACCGCUUCCGCCUGCUGUUCAUAGUGCUCCUGAGCAACGUGUUUGCCAUCUUCCUGCAGGGCCUCUGUGUCAAGCUCGGCACCGUCACCGGGCUCAACCUGGCCGAGGCCUGCCGUGCCUUUCUGCCUCGCUGGCUGAACUAUGCCCUGUAUGCCAUGGCCGAGAUAGCCAUCAUCGCCACCGACCUGGCAGAGGUCAUCGGCACAGCGAUAGCCAUCAACCUGCUCAUCCCGCAGAUCCCCCUGGUGGCAGGCUGUGCCAUCUCUAUCCUGGAUGUCAUGAUCAUCCUCCUCUUCUACAACCCAAACGGCUCCAUGCGUGGACUCCGCGCCUUCGAGUCUUUUGUGGUUCUUCUCGUGCUCGCCGUCGUCGUUUGCUUCUGUAUCCAGAUGUCGCUGAUCCGCGACACGGCGGUUGCCGAUGUUUUCCAAGGCUACCUGCCGUCCAAGGCCAUCGUUGAGCAGCAGGGUCUGUACCAGGCUUGCGGCAUCCUGGGCGCCACGGUCAUGCCGCACAGCCUGUACCUGGGCUCCGGCAUUGUCCAGGCUCGGCUGAGGGAGUACGACGUCAGCAAGGGGCUGAUGCCCGAGGGCGGCGGCCCGAACUCGUCGUCCAUCAACGAGGACUCGGAGAAGAGCAUCUACAUUCCCUCCCUGCGCGCGAUCCGGCACUGCAUGAAAUACUCGAUCGUCGAACUGGCCACAUCCCUCUUCACCUUUGCCCUCUUCAUCAACUCGGCCAUCCUGAUCAUUGCCGGCGCAUCCCUGUACCGGUCCGACGAGGCGCAGAACGACGACAUCUUCGCCAUCCAUGACCUGCUUUCCGCGAGCCUGGGCAGGGGUGCCGGCAUACUCUUCGCGCUGGCGCUGUUGCUCUCGGGCGUUUCCGCAGGGAUCGUGUGCACCAUCGCGGGGCAGAUGGUCAGCGAGGGCGCGCUGUCGUGGAACAUGCGCCCCUGGCUCCGGCGGCUCAUCACGCGCUCCAUGAGCAUCACCCCCAGCAUCAUAAUCGCCGGUGCCGUUGGGAGGGAGGGCCUCGACACGGCACUGAACGCGUCACAGGUCGCUCUGAGCGUCGUGCUACCAUUCGUGUCGGCGCCGCUGAUCUAUUUCACCUGCAUGAACAAGUACAUGAAGGUCCUACCGGGGAGGGCUCGUUUCGCCGUCGAGGGCGAGAAUGACGACGCCCCCGGUGACCGCAACCGGUCUGACGACCCGGAGAACGUGAAGAUGGCCAACUCGAUACCGGUUGUCAUCAUCGCGGCGGUGAUCUGGUUGAUUAUCGCCGCAAUGAACGUGGCCAAUCUCGUACUGCUGGGCUUGGGCAAGGAAUAA
Messenger RNA from Diaporthe citri, 1647 nucleotides. RefSeq lists its product as uncharacterized. Gene Ontology annotation, biological process: iron ion transport; intracellular manganese ion homeostasis. The record is from RefSeq and is a predicted model, not a curated record. Gene Ontology annotation, molecular function: manganese ion transmembrane transporter activity; cadmium ion transmembrane transporter activity. The transcript is spliced from 2 exons. NCBI's taxonomy places the organism in Eukaryota, Fungi, Ascomycota, Sordariomycetes, Diaporthales, Diaporthaceae. The coding region runs from base 1 to 1647 and encodes 548 amino acids. Gene Ontology annotation, cellular component: membrane.